Molecule: messenger RNA, 1227 nt
Organism: Pteronotus mesoamericanus
Lineage: Eukaryota; Metazoa; Chordata; Mammalia; Chiroptera; Mormoopidae
Gene: PNPLA3
Product: patatin like phospholipase domain containing 3
Biological process (GO): lipid homeostasis; triglyceride catabolic process
Cellular component (GO): membrane; lipid droplet; cytoplasm
Molecular function (GO): triacylglycerol lipase activity
Source: RefSeq, a predicted model, not a curated record
AUGUACGAUCCGGAGCGUGGCUGGAGCCUGUCCUUCGCGGGCUGCGGCUUCCUGGGCUUUUACCACGUCGGGGCGACCCACUGCCUGAGAGAGCGCGCCCCGCACCUCCUCCGCGACGCGCGCAUGUUCUUCGGUGCCUCGGUCGGGGCCCUGCACUGCAUCACCUUCGUCGCCGGUGUCCCGCUCGAACAGAUCCUGCCGCACGUCACAGAACUAGUCCAGGACGUCAGAAGCCGGAACAUCGGCAUUCUGCACCCGUUCUUCAACAUAAGCCGGUACAUCCGAGAGUCCCUCAACAGACUCCUCCUGGCCAACGUCCACCAGCUCAUCUCCGGCAAAGUGAGCAUCUCUCUCACCCGAGUGUCCGAUUGGGAGAACAUCCUGGUGUCCGAUUUUCAGUCCAAAGAUGAAGUUGUGGAUGCCUUGGUGUGCACCACCUUCAUCCCCUUCCUCUGCGCCCAUCCCCCCUCCUUCAGGGGCCUGCGAUAUGUGGAUGGAGGAGUCAGCAACAGUAUGCCCUUCCUCGAUGCCAAAACGACCAUCACCGUCUCCCCCUUCUACGGGGAGUACGACAUCUGCCCUAAGGUCAAGUCCACAAAUUUCUUACACAUGGAUGUGAACAAGCUCAGUCUACACCUCUGCUCAGAGUACAUCCACCUGAUAAGCCAAAUGCUGCUCCCCCUGGACAUCAAGGUGCUGGGCGAGAUUUGCCUGCAAGGGUAUUUGGACGCAGCCAGGUUCCUGGAAGAAAAUGGUAUGUGUGGGCGGGGCCCUGGCAAGCCCUCUCUGGGGCUCCGGACUCUGUCCUCGGGAGGGCCAGGAAUCCUGGCUGUUCCCUGGGGAACCAUGAGCCUGGAGGCCUCCCCAGAGGGGGCGGCCUGGCAGCCGAUGCGUGAGGGUGACGGGCUACUGGACCACCUGCGUCACAGCGUCCCGCCCUGGAACGAGAACACCCUGGAGAUGCUGUGGCCCUCGCUCACCGCAGUGCUGAGUGAGAUGGUUAAAAACCGAGGUGGCUUCAUGAGCAAGAUUCACAGCUUCUUCCCGGUGAAGGUUCUGUCUUACGCGCUGCUGCCCUGCACGCUGCCCGUGGAGUCUGCCAUCGCCGUGGUGCAGAGACUGGUGAUGUGGCUUCCGGACAUCUGGGAUGACAUGCAGUGGCUGCAGUCCAUGACCUGCCAGACCUGUUCUCGGGUGGUGGCGCACAUGUUCCCUGCCUUCAGGUAG